AUGAUAUCGGCUAUAGGAAGUAAUGAUCCUCAAAAAGCGAGAUUAGCACGUCAAGAAGAUGUUGCUUCUCCGGAGGAUCAAGAUAGUAGACAAACUCGCAAAAGGAAAUGGCCCAAAAAGGAUAACGUGGACAUUAUGCGAGCAUACUUUAUUGGCACAAAGUGUGAAUUGAGCAAGCAAGUUUUUCGCAAGAAGACCUUAAUAGAAUGGAGACGACUCAGACCAGACUUGAAUUUAACAGAGUCGCAACUAGCCAACCAGUUAUAUGCCAUCAGAACGCACAAUUUACUAACGGUACUAGAAAUUGCAAUGGUUAAAGAAGAAAAACGGCAAACUACUAACAGAGACAUUCAGAACGGCACGGGUAAAAACUGA
Psylliodes chrysocephalus is the source of this 375-nucleotide messenger RNA. The record is from the annotation of a GenBank genome assembly. Lineage: Eukaryota; Metazoa; Arthropoda; Insecta; Coleoptera; Chrysomelidae.